AUGUAUCCAGAGAGCGACCAGGAUACGGAUGAACUCGCCCGAGUGGAAUGCGAAGGGGAUGCUGCUGCGUCGCGCUCUUCCGUAGCCGUUAGCGAGCUUGCAGCGCCCAUGAACAUCGAACCGAACGACGGGAAGAUGUCUAGGCCUCCUUUCGCGACCGACACGGCGAUGUCGCCCUCUGCUUUCGUGACCGGCACGAUGAUGUCGCUCUUGGAACAGCCUCCCACCGCCUCAUCGAGCUCGACACUGCUGUCUGGCAAUCCUGGAGUCAGCCCCUCAGCAGCAGCCGCCCUGUCCCCUUCGCAAACCGAUUAUCCCCCUCUCAAAGCCGACCACCUCGUUCGGGACCUUCGUUCUGCGUACGAUCAGGCCCUAUCGUUCUCGACUGCUACGUACGCACCGGAGCUCGCCAAGAAAUAUGUUGACAUCCUGGUCGACUGGCGAAGCACCAAUAUGGCCUGGGCCAACGCGAAGGGCGGUGCUGGAGCGAGCGUGUUCGGAAACACCACCUCCGGCGCAAAAAAGACGUUCAGUCGUAACGUACUCCUCUUCCUUCCUCGAGAUGACUGGUGCGAGAAUUGUCUCAAGGUAUAUGACGAGGUCAGGGCCAACCCUGCCAAUCAAUGCGGGAAACUACUUUGGCCUUGCGUGGUUUCGGAAGAUCCUGGGUGCAUCGCCUGCGCAUUGUACCGCUUGGACUCGCUGCGUCAAGACCCUCCAAUUCUACCUGCCCGUGCCAAGGGCUCCUAUGCCUGUUCCCACAGGCACGGCAAAGCGUGGACAUUGGAAAAGUGGGAUGCUGCGAGGGCAGCUACAGCGCAACCUGCACCUACAGCCUCCGUUGCCCCGGUCGUCGCGCCCUUACCUGCCGUCGAGCCGGCCACUCACCCAACCAACCCUCAUCCCCCGGGGACCUCGACCACACCCGGUGUCGAACCCGAUGCGACGAACUCGCUCAGCCUGCCCAUGCCACCUUUGCCACGCAUGCCGUCCAUGCCGGGAUCGUCCAGUGCGAACCCAAUCGUCUUUGAUGACAAUGACGACGACGACGAUGUUGAGCCAGCUCCGCGUGUUCAAGGUGCAACUGCGCAAACUGGACAGUCCUCGACUGACGCGGCCGAGCGGCUCUCGACCGUCAAGACGGAGCAGUCCUCGACUGUUAAGACCGAGCAGUAUGUUACCGUCAAGACCGAGGAUGCAAACGUGAGGCAGAAGCUGCUCGCCUUCGCAAGGACGAUCGAAGAUUUCGUCGGCAACAUGAUGCCGGGUCCGAUCGCAAGCAACGUGAAGGCGGUUGCGACUCGGCUGAAAGCAGAUUGCGCUGCUAGCCAGCCCUGCUGCGAGGCACUUGAGCGUGCCAUUGUUGGACUAAGGGCCCAAAUCAUCAUCGUGGUGGUACAUCAGAACUUGGGCGGGACGUUGCGAGAGAUGGAGGAGUUAUUGGAGACGUUGUGA
Molecule: messenger RNA, 1455 nt
Organism: Filobasidium floriforme
Lineage: Eukaryota; Fungi; Basidiomycota; Tremellomycetes; Filobasidiales; Filobasidiaceae
Exons: 1
Coding region: 1-1455 (484 amino acids)
Source: RefSeq, a predicted model, not a curated record